CCCCCCCCCCCACCUUUCCUGUUAUGACAGGCGUGCGCUACAACAGCUUGUUCUGAAUGUGCACGUAAAACCCUAUGACCUGACCUGAUUUCCAGUCUUAUCCAAAUUAGGCAUAUUUCCUCUAUGUAUAUUCGGGUGCAUUUUAAUGUGUUGUUCUAGAGACCUCUCCAAAAUGUAUUGUGAAGAAAAAAUUAUGUUGUAAUUUGAGGUGAGUUUGGCUAAACUAAACUGAUUAACUAAAAUAUCAGUGAUUCGUUUCUAUUGAAUUUCUGUUUAACCGAGUUCUCCUAGCCGAAACCUACAUUAAAGCGUUCUGCUCUAUAUACAGUAUUUUUCUUUUUAAAAACCACAGUGAUAUCGACAUACCAUUUCUAACUAAAUAUAAUCUUUUGUCAAUUUAUGUUACAUUGGAAGUCGAUCGACCUACUCAACAGACGUACAUCGCACACUUGUAUAACGAAGAGCAAGUGUUGAAAUACCUCAACAUAUGAUAACUAUGGUUUAAUCAACUCCCAGAUCAGGUUGCCAGGGUCUGGAUUGAAAAUUAACGUUGCGGAAAGACACGGGCUUAGGAUGUGAUAAGAUAUCACUUGCCGGAUUCGUUUCGAGUUGUGAUGUGUCAUAGCCAGCUUUGUUUUGUAGAUCCACAUAGCCACGAUCACGGGACACACACACCUUCCCACCUGCGUCAUAUUGAAUUCUUAGGGGAACAAAAAUAACAGUUAAAACUUGAUACACAACUAUCCACAAGCACCAAACGCCUAGAGUUUGAGGAUUUAAACAAACAUGGAACAUGGAAUAGAGAGGAUACCGGCUUCUCGUUUUAAGCAGAUGGAUAGCUAAGAAUCGUGCAGUUAUUGAGGAGAUGCAGAGGUCGCACAGUUGAGCAACGUGGAGACGUUUUUUUCUGGAUGUUCUUUUGGAUAUCAGCUUAUUGAUGAAUUCAUCCUGAGUUAUUGCUGUGCCAUGUGGAGGGAUGAUCGACUUUCUACAUUUUACCUGUUGCUGCUGUUGCUUUAAGUUGCUGUUUGCCUCAUUUUGGUGACAAGAUGGCGACCAGUGGUCAGCCACCCGACGAGCGCUGUGAUAGAAAUCAUGAUUUUUCAAGUUUUGAUCCUACUACUGGAUGUGAUAUGUACACCCCUGCAAGAGAUAACCCAUCAGAUUAUUAAGAUGGGUGUUCUGUUCCAAGUAUAUCCGCGCCUGCGCAUUCUGUACGUCUUCUGGAUGUAUUUGGAGAGUGUACUAUUUGCUGGCGUCAUAUAUGGCUGGAGCUCUUUCGUGUUCAUUUUCAAAGAGGAAGGAAUCUACGCACACCUCUGUGACGUCGACAGCAACAUCACCACGUCACUGACCGGCUUGACGAACUCGCCACCCUCCUUCAGCACAAGCUCCGCGGUGGCAGAAGAUGGGAAUGAGAAGACAACCCAACAAAGUUGUGUCGAACAAGAUUCUAUGUUCAAUCUGGCGUUCACCGUUUCAACUGUCAUAAUCACCAGCAGUACUGUUGUGGCCGGUUACAUGCACUACAAGUUCGGAAUUACAGUCGUCCGAGUGAUAGCUAUGUUCAUGGUCGUGAGUGGCUAUUUGAUGGUAGCAUUCCUUAACCCAGAGACGCCAUGGUUAAUAUUUCCCGGAUUCACCUGCGGAGGGAUUGGAGGACUCAUAAUAGUGAUUUCAAACUACGAAAUUGCCAACCUGUUUACUACUGCCAGGUCGACGGUUUUAGGACUGUUAUCUAGUACAAUAAGUGUAUCCUCGUCCGUGUCACUAGCUGUCAAGAUCGCCUUUCAAAAUGGUAUCCGACGCCGAGAUUCGUUCCUGGUGCUGUGUGCCUUACAGAGUAUGAUUUUCAUCAGCACAUUUUUCUUCCUGCCCAGGAAAAUCAUCCACAAAGCAGAGUCCAUGAACGACUUGAGUAUCAUGGUGAAAAUAGAUAGCGAGGUAUGUGAAGACAAAACCAAGUCACGGGUGGAUCAUGAUGGUAACAAGUCGCAGGUGGAUUAUGGAGUAACACUUGCUGAUGGUAACACGUCACAGGUGGACUAUGAAAUAACAUGCGCUGAUGGUAACAAGUCGAAGGUGGAUCAUGGAGUAACACGUGCUGAUGGUAACAAGUCGCAGGUGGAUGAAGCACAACUAGCUAAUGGAAGUGAGUGUGCCAAGGACGUAUUAGUAACCAUGGACGCUGUGUCAAUAUCCAAACAUGUUGAACAAGUGAAAGACAGUCGCGGAAUAUCGCCUCCCAGUGAUACAGGCAGGAUAUCUGUUUCCAAUGAUACGGAUGGAUUACCGAGUUCCAGCAAUAAGAAGCAAAUAUCCUCUUCCUGCAUUAGGGAUGGACAACGUUCACUCAAGAGUUGUCUGUUAUCGGCACCGUUCAUCUUGCAUGUGUUGUGGACGAGUGUCCUCAACCUCAGAGCCCUCUACUUCAUCCAGACCCUCAAUCCGUGGCUAAACUUCAUCUUCAACAACGACAAAAGUAAAGUGAGCUAUUACACGGACGCGUGGCUAUACAUUACGAUGGGAUCAAUCCUGACAUCUCUUCUAGCAGGCGCCAUUCACGACUGGCAGAAGAAAUUAUUUGCAAAAAGUUUGUCUGUUAAGCGCUGUCAGCGUAUGCCGUAUGUGCUGCCGUUGUCCCUGACAACCGUACUGGGCGUGUGUCUGUCCAUCCUGAUGUUUGUCCCUCUGUCCGAGAGUCUGUACGCGACGUUCAUCGAUUUCAUGUUGCUGCGGUCCUUCCUGUACACCAUGACGGUUUCCUUCCUCAACUCCGUAUUCCCCACAGAAUACUGCACCGUGCUUCUAGGCUGUCUUCUUAUAACAAUGGCUUUGCUUAGCUCUCUCCAGUACGCCCUGUUUGAGUGGGUAAAGGCCACCAGUUAUGAUCAGGUCAAUCUGUUUCUGGUGUUUUUGGUGUGUGUCGCAUUUCUCCACCCAGCCUACCAAUGGUACAAAAGUCGACAAGCAGAAUUCAAAGUCACGAAACAGCAAUCUUUAGAUGGCGAAAUUAAAUAAUAAAAACUGUUCCAAAAUUCCUCAGAAAGCUCUGACUUUAUUUCAUUUCAGCUUAUUUUCGUGCUUAUAUCCAAUUAAGGUUCAAGAAUGCUGUCCUGGGCACACACUUCAGCUAUCUGGGCUGUCUGUCCAGGACAGCGGGUUAGUGGUUAGUGGUUAGUGAGAGAGAAAAGAAUGUAGUGGCCUUACUUUAGUGGAUGGGAUUAAUGUGUGCGUGGUGCCAUGUAUUCAUUGCAGUUUACGUGUUCGUCAAUGUAAACAGUUGAAUUAAAUUUUGACAUACCA
This is a messenger RNA of Gigantopelta aegis, 3306 nucleotides long. RefSeq names its product solute carrier family 43 member 3-like. The record is from RefSeq and is a predicted model, not a curated record. Lineage: Eukaryota; Metazoa; Mollusca; Gastropoda; Neomphalida; Peltospiridae. The transcript is spliced from 14 exons. Bases 1096 to 3021 code for a protein of 641 amino acids.